Molecule: messenger RNA, 6864 nt
Organism: Paralichthys olivaceus (Japanese flounder)
Lineage: Eukaryota; Metazoa; Chordata; Actinopteri; Pleuronectiformes; Paralichthyidae
Source: RefSeq, a predicted model, not a curated record
UAAAAAUUAAUUGAAUUAAAUCCAAUUAAAUCAAAUUAAAUGCCGCAUUGGAUGUGUGCGCUGCGCCUUUAACCGGGGCCAGUGCUCCAAGUGCGCCUGCGCGGCCACUGUUUAGUUUUUCUGGGACCUGAGGAUCCGUGAGGAGCCGCUGCCUGCUCCUGUCACGUCCUAGAGCCGCCGUGCGGGGUUUCCUACUUUUUAUUUCCCCCUGGAAUCACCGAGACUCUUCCCCGCACGCCUCUGCCCACGAUCACCACACCUGGGGGCGCUUUAAAUCCCGCGUCGGGACGAUAAACAACAGCUCGGAGCGGUUGCUCAAUGCCGCCGCCGCCGUCCAGCUCCCACAUCUCCCCACAUCCAUGUUGACUGCGGCAGCCUCCGCGCUGGGUUCUCGGCUACUCACGGCUCGACCUCUUUGUUUCCCCCGCGGACGUGGACCGGCAUGAACCGGGGCGGCUUGCGGACGUACCGCCGCGUGUCACCGCGAACAUCCCCGCGUCCGUGCGAGGGACUGUCGACGCGUUAAAAUGGCUGCGUUCGGAGGAGAAUGGUGUUGAACCAGCGCAGCGACGUUUCCCAGCAGAUGCAGCGGAGAAGCUAACGUCCCUCUCCCAGACAGCUAGCUCCAGCGUUAGCUCCAGUAGAUGCUGUUCGGUGGCUCCUUCCAUCAAGAGGCAGGGUGAAGGUGGAUUCCUGCAGCUUUUACACUGACACGUAGCUAACGUUAGCCAUCUUCUCCAAAGCUUCACGGAGAGGCUUUAACGUGAGUGUGCAGACCACCCCACGAACAUGCAGGACUUCUUUGUUGUUGAAGUGAACCAGCCCGAGUAGCCGAGGCUCUCCUCCCCCCGAAUCAGCUCCUAAAGGCCCGCAAGGUCUGACUCGGGGUGAACCAUGGAUCCCGGGGGCACAUGUAAGACUCGACUCUUUCUUUUUGGACCCACCACCCACGGUGAUCUGCGGCGGGUCAACAGAUACCUGGUGGUGUACGUGCUGUUUUACUUUGUGCUGUCCACGCACGCCUCCCCGGCGAAACCGUGCGACAAGAACUGCCUCUCCGGGAAAUGCAUCAACGGAUCCUGCGUCUGCGACCGAGGAUGGGUCGGGGACCAGUGUCAGCACUGCCAGGGCAGGUUCAAGUUAAUGGAGCCCUCAGGAUACCUCACUGAUGGUCCAAUCAACUACAAGUACAAAACAAAGUGCACCUGGCUCAUUGAGGGCUAUCCAAAUGCUGUUCUUCGGUUGAGAUUUAACCACUUUGCCACAGAAUGUAGUUGGGACCAUAUGUACGUCUAUGAUGGCGACUCGAUAUACGCUCCUCUCGUUGCUGUUUUCAGCGGUCUCAUCGUGCCAGAGAUACGAGGAAAUGAGACGGUCCCUGAGGUCGAGACGACGUCAGGCUACGCACUACUACACUUUUUCAGUGAUGCUGCCUAUAACCUAACAGGAUUUGAAAUAUUUUACUCGAUCAACUCUUGUCCCAAUAACUGCUCUGGCCAUGGGAAGUGCACCCCCGGGAACUCGGUCGCCAGCAGAGUGUACUGUGAAUGUGACAAGUACUGGAAAGGCGAGGCCUGUGACAUCCCCUACUGCAGAAACAACUGCGGCAGCCCUGACCACGGCUAUUGCGACCUCACCGGGGAGAAGCUGUGCGUGUGCAAUGACAGCUGGCAAGGUCCAGACUGCUCUCUGACUGUACCUUCAACCGAGUCCUUUUGGGUCCUACCAAGUGUCAAACCCUUUGGCACGUCACUCGCCAGAGCGUCCCAUAAGGCCGUGGUGCAGGAAAAGGUGAUGUGGGUGGUGGGCGGUUACACCUUCAACUACAGCUCCUUCCAGAUGAUUCUCAACUACAACCUGGAGAGUGGCAUCUGGAACACAGUACCCAUCAAUAGUGGCCCCGUGCCAAGAUACGGCCACUCUCUCGCUGCCUUCCAGGAUGAUAUCUUCAUGUUCGGUGGGAAACUAGAGGCCGGGUGGGGGAACGUGACAGACGAGUUGUGGGUGUUCAACGUGCCCAGUCGAACGUGGCAGCGGAGGAACCCUGUGGUCGGUCCGCUGGCCCAGGCUCAGAUUUACGCUGUGGAGGGACACUCAGCCCACUGCGUCCCGCUGGAGGGCGGUGGUGCCAUCAUGCUGGUCAUCUUUGGCUACUCCCCCAUCUACAGCUACAUCAGCAACGUUCAGGAAUACAACCUGAGAUCCAACACGUGGUUGGUACCUGAGACCAAAGGUGCCGUUCCACAAGGUGGUUACGGUCACAGCAGCACGUUCGACAGCUCCAGUGGCAGUGUGUACGUUCACGGAGGUUACAAGGCCCUGCCUGCCAACAAAUACGGCCUUGUUGAUGACCUCUACCGCUACGAUGUUAACACUCGGACGUGGUUCAUCCUGAGAGAGAGCGGCUUUCCACGAUACCUGCACUCAGCUGUGCUCCUCAGCGGCACACUGCUCAUCUUUGGUGGCAACACACACAACGACACCUCCCUCAGCAACGGGGCCAAGUGUUUCUCUGCUGACUUCCUUUCCUACGACAUCGCCUGUGAUGAGUGGAGGCUCCUGCCUAAACCAGACCUGCACAGAGAUGUGAACCGCUUCGGUCACUCUGCGGUGGUCAGCAAUGGGUCCAUGUAUUUGUUUGGCGGCUUCUCUGGAGUGCUGCUCAACGAUGUGCUCGUCUACCGACCCCCGAGCUGCCAGGCCUUUUUGGCAGAGGAAGGGUGCGCGAACACCGGGCCGGGGGUCCGCUGCAUCUGGAGCAGAGGCCACUGUCUCCCCUGGGAGCCCAGCAUGGCCAAUGGCAGCCUCACUCCUGCCCCAUUCUGCCCCCCGAAAGCUGUCACAGUGGACGAGCGGUGCUACCGGUUCUCAGACUGUGCCAGCUGUUCAGCCAACACCAACGGGUGCCAGUGGUGUGACGACAAAAAGUGCAUCUCUGCUAUCAGCAAUUGCACAUCUAACGUUAAGAACUUCACUGAGUGUCCAGUGCGGAACGAGCAGGUGUGCAGCAAGCUCGCCAACUGCAAGAGCUGCUCGCUGAAUCUCAACUGUCAGUGGGACCAGAACCAGCCAGAGUGCCAUGCUUUGCCUGCCCAACAGUGCAGCGAGGGUUGGAGCCAGGUGGGCGAGGCCUGCCUGAGGAUCAACUCCAGCCGCGAGAGUUACGACAACGCCCAGCACUACUGCAAGAACCUCAACGGAAACAUUGCAUCGCUCACCACCUCCAAACAAGUGGACUUCGUGCUUGAGGAGCUCAAGAAGCUCCAGCAGCAGGACAUGCGACUGUCCCCCUGGGUUGGUCUUAGGAAAAUCAACGUGUCGUACUGGGGCUGGGAGGACAUGUCCCCGUUCACCAACAGCAGCCUGCGCUGGCUGCCCGGCGAACCCAGCGACUCAGGUUUCUGUGCCUACCUGGAGGAGCCCCUGGUCUCAGGCCUGAGAGCCAAUCCAUGCACUGCCACAGCCCACGGCCUCAUCUGUGAAAAAGCAGCUGGAAACCCCAAUCAGAGUACCCGACCAUCCUGCAAGAAGCCGUGUUCGCUGCACACCAACUGUGGUAACUGCACCAGCCAGGCCAUGGAGUGUAUGUGGUGCGGCAGUGCUAAGCGCUGUGUCGACUCCACUGCCUAUGUCAUCUCUUUUCCCUAUGGCCAGUGUCUGGAGUGGCAGACUGGAGAUUGUGUGGCUCAGAACUGUUCGGGCCUGCAGACGUGUUCCCAGUGCUUGGAGCAACCCGAGUGCGGCUGGUGCGGAGAUCCCAGCAACACCGGAAAGGGAUUGUGCAUGGAGGGCUCAUACCGGGGACCCAUGAAGAGAACAGCGAAGCAGGGCCAGCCGGGCCAGUCCCACGACAUGAGUCUGGAGCCGGGCAUUUGCCCCAAAGACAAGGGCUAUGAGUGGGCCUUCAUUCACUGCCCUGCCUGCCAGUGUAACGGCCACAGCACGUGUGUGAACGGCAGCGUGUGUGAACAGUGCCGCAACCUCACCACCGGUCUUCACUGCCAGACCUGCAUGCCUGGUUACCAUGGGGACCCGACCAAUGGCGGCAAAUGCCAGGAAGUACGAGCCUUGAUGAGGAGCCAGCAGCAGGAGCUAAUGCGCUGGCACCUUGCAUGUGACUCAGAAAACCGUUACCUUGGCAAUCCACUCAGAGGAACCUGUUACUACAAUCUCCUGAUCGACUACCAGUUCACCUUCAGUCUCAUCCAAGAGGAUGACAAUCACUACACUGCCAUUAACUUUAUGGCCUCACCUGAGCAGGCGAACAAAAACUUGGACAUGUCCAUUAAUGCAUCCAACAACUUCAACCUCAAUAUCACCUGGUCGGUGGGAUCAACAGCCGGAACCAUUUCUGGAGAGGAGGUGCCCAUCGUGUCCAAAACUAACAUCAAGGAAUACAGAGACAGUUUCUCCUGUGAGAAGUUCACUUUUAGAAGCAACCCAAACAUCACCUUUUAUGUCUACGUCAGUAACUUCUCAUGGCCCAUCAAGAUCCAGAUCGCCUUCUCCCAACACAACAGUAUUAUGGACCUGGUCCAGUUCUUUGUUACAUUUUUCAGUUGCUUUCUGUCGCUCCUCCUGGUGGCAGCGGUUGUGUGGAAGAUCAAACAGACCUGCUGGGCGUCACGGCGGAGAGAACAACUGAUGAGAGAACGUCAGCAGAUGGCCAGUCGUCCAUUUGCCUCAGUGGCUGUUGCGCUGGAUGCCAGAGGAGAACAAACGGAAGUGCUGCAGCCGGUGGUUGAUGGUCUCCCUAAACCUGUUGCGAUGGAGCCGUGCUCAGGAGGGAAAGCCGCCGUGUUGACCGUCCUCAUGCGUCUGCCCUCUGGGACGUCAGACUUACCUCCACCAGGACAGUCAGGAAUCAUCGUUGCCAGUGCGCUCAUAGACAUUUCACAGCAGAAACCCUCAGAUUUUAAGGACAAGUCCCAGGCUCUGAAGAACAGGAAGGCCCUUCCUCCCGCACACCAAGGCACCUGCGUUUGAGACUCGACUCAUCAAUCCACCGGCUCCCUUUCUUAUGCCAUCUGAGGUCGCGUCGCACCAAACCCGCACAGUUCCCGCUGCUUGGAAACAUUUUCCAGAGACGAGAGAUGGCCACAUGUAGAAGAUUUCAUCCAGCUGCUACCACUGAAGUCCCACGAGCACAACACUCGUUACCUUUUCUGCCCCUUUUACUCUGCUCUGCAUAUUUCAGCCUCAUAAAUCCUCCUCCAGCCUGUGUGACGUUCUCCUUCACCUCCUGGGCUCUAACUUCUCUCUGAGAGGGGACCCACCUGGUCGCACCAUCGCAGAUAGAUUCAUCGGGAGGGUCCGCACCUUGUGACGCUUCAGUCGUAAAUGCUUUCGUGUCACCUCAUUGUCCUUUUGCUCAGCAUGAGGGAAAAGCAAAUGUGUCUGCAUUCGGUUGUUUAAAAGUCAAACUGAUAUCCCUCACACUGAGUUGGAAAAAAAAUCAGAGGAUUGAAAAUAGUAGAUUUCCAGAACACGCUGCCUAUGAGGGGUUUUGUCUUAUUUUUUCUUGCUUGCUACAAGCUACGGUGCUAAAGCAUUUAAUGACGAGUCUGACUCUUAACUCAGUUUUUUGCAGUAUUGACUGAAUCCAUUCUGCCUUUCUGUGGGGAAAGCUAUGUGCCAUGACAAGACUCUUUUUUAAAACCACAUGAAAGUGUUUUGACAACAGAGUGUGUUAUGUCUCACCACGUUGUCAGCUCCCAUCAACGAUCUCUCUUUAAGCAUUUGCCUGCACACACGUAUCAUCCACCCAGCUGAAGCGAAAGUCUGUAUUUCCUGCGGAGGACGUGUACAAAUGCUGCGGAGACACGAGACUGCAAUCACCACGGGCGGCACGCGGGGGAGACAAAUCGUCAAAGUAAAAGCAUGGGAGACUCGAAGGAAAGUUGAAUGUUACAGAAAUGAAGAAGAUUCAUGACAGAAUAACACUGACGUUCUGGUUCAUUCUUUGCUGUAGUUUGUAAUUGUGUCAUUUGCUGUGCAACUCGGACAUGAGCCUUUUGAACUUGCCUUCGGAUUGAUGUGGUUCUGAGGCCGUGCAGGGGAAAGACGUCUGCUUGACCUCAGCGGAGCGGGGACUUCAUGCUCCUCGGGCUGUUUACUCGUCUGUUUUCUAAUUUUCUUUUGAAGCUACGACUUUAUUUCCACCUUUGAGUACAUGGAGAUGUGUUACCUUUUCUAAUGCCUUGGCUUUCCAUGAACUCCUUCUGGAGGGGGGGCAUGUUGAUCUGCAGAAUUUUCAAAGCUGUCAACCAUUUUUAGCCCGACCUCCAUCCUGAGCUGUACAGUGUCUCGUUGGAACAAAUGUGAGUCUUUGUCACUCCUGUCUCUUGAGAGUUCAUGUGUUUGUCAGGUUUUUAUGACAGAUCGGGAAGAGAAGAUCAUUUAUUUUAGGCCUUGUCCCCUGUUACUAUUAUAUCGAUGAUAAAUUGUAAGUCUUUUGCUACACUUGUGAAAAAAAAAAAGCGUUUCUGUUGAUAUUUUUUUGUUUUGAUAUUUAACAGAUUCCUGUGUAAUAGCGCAUUUAACUUGAUUUUAUUCUUGACUUCAACCAGUUGUUUUAAUGUCGACUGUUACUUGCAUCAUGCAUCUUUGAGGACUUAAUGGGCAUUGUCUUGCUUUUUGUUGUGGUCAUUUUUGAUACAUUUCAUGAGGAUCGUACGCCAGCUAAUGUGUUUUCAUUUUGUGUUUUUUAGAGGAAUCCUAUAACAGUGUCAUUACACAGGAAUCAGGGUCUCACUGUACCGUGAAUAAAAAAAAAAAAGAAGAUGAGAAACUGCAUAUCAGUAAUCUUCAGUGUAUUUUAAAGAUGGACAAGAUGCCAGAAAAUAAAAAAAGACCUGAAAACCA